Molecule: messenger RNA, 2016 nt
Organism: Rhododendron vialii
Lineage: Eukaryota; Viridiplantae; Streptophyta; Magnoliopsida; Ericales; Ericaceae
Product: PKS-NRPS hybrid synthetase cheA-like
Exons: 4
Coding region: 13-2016 (667 amino acids)
Source: RefSeq, a predicted model, not a curated record
CCUACAUUGUCAAUGGAAACCUCGAUUGCUUCUUCUCCCUUCAUUGAUAAACAAGAAAAAGUUGACCCAUCAAUACACCACAAUUUGGAGUCGGAAGAUCACACAAUGGAUGUUGAGAAACAUGUCACAGAUGUUGUAGUGACGGAGCAAAAAUCGCAGCAAGAGGGUGACACUUCAACACUUGGUAGUUAUGUAGGGCCAUCGACUAUACCUACUUCGACUUGUCCUCCAUACGAUUAUACGGAGCAUUUUACAACGGAGACGGUUUUUCCAUCCGAUGAAGCGUUGGUAGAUUGGAUAAGAUGUACUGGUAAACAACACGGGUUUAUCAUUGUGAUUAAGGGUUCUGAGAAAUAUAUUAAGAAUCGCACACCUAGGAUGUGGGUUUCAUGUGAAAGGAGUGGUAAGUAUAGGCCGUUUGUGAAGAAAGUUGAUGGGAAGGAGGUAGCUGUAAAGAAGAGAGUGUGGUCCACGGGCACCAAAAAAUGUGAAUGCCCAUUUGAAUUGAAAGCUGUAAAGGGCAAUGAUGGUUGGACUGUCUCUAUCCAUAAUGGCACCCACAACCAUCCUCCAGCGGUGUACUUGGAGGGUCAUUCGUAUGCCAGGAGGUUGUCGGCAGAGCAGACUAGCACGGUGGUUGAUUUGUCAGUUGCUUUGGUGAAACCCAGAGAAAUCCUAACCCAUUUGAAGGUUCAAGAUCCUGAGAACGUAACGUCUAUCAAAACCGUGUACAAUGUACGACAAAAGUAUCGAGUGAUAGAGAAAGCUGGAAAAUCUCAAAUGCAACAUUUGUUGGAUCGGCUAGAAAAGUACCACUACGUUCAUUGGACCCGUGGGAACAAGACUCAGAAUGUCAUGGAGUUGUUUUGGUCUCCCCCAUCUGCCGGGGAGAUGUUACGUGCUUUUCUCCACGUGUUAAUGAUGGAUUGCACAUACAAGACGAAUAAGUAUAAGUUUCCUUUGCUUCAAAUUGUUGGUGUAACAUCAACGGAGAUGACUUUUUGUGCAGCGUUUGCUUUCAUGGAGUGUGAAAAAACGGAAAACUACAUUUGGGUCUUGGAGAAGCUAAAAGGCAUGAUGGAUCCCAACGCGCUUCCGUCCGUUAUUGUCACGGAUAGGGAGUUGGCGCUUAUGAAUGCCAUCACAAAUGUUUUCCCUCAUGCUACCAACCUCCUAUGUAGGUGGCAUAUUGGCAAAAACGUAUUAGCCAAGUGUAGAAAGAUGUUUGAUGACAAGAUGUGGGAGGAGUUUAUUUGCAGUUGGGGCCUAGUCGUCCUUUCAUCGAGUGUUGCACAAUACGAGGAGCGCCUUUGUGUUUUGAAGCGUAAUUUUGAAAUGGUUCCUGCAGCACUUGAGUACGUCGAGAAAAAUUGGAUGGUACCCUACAAAGAAAGGUUUGCAGGAGCUUGGACGGACAAAAUCAUGCAUUUCGGAAACCUAACAAGUAACAGGGCGGAGAGUUCACAUUCGCAACUAAAAAAUCAUCUUGAAAACUCGCAAUGCAAUUUUGAUACUAUAUGGGAGAAGAUUCACAGAUUGAUGUUGUUACAAGUUACUGAAGUCAAAGCUUCGUUUGAGAAGAGCCUUAAUUCUAUACAACAUGAUUUUAGGACAACUCUAUUUGAUAGGCUAAGGGGAGUUGUUUCGUCGAAUGCCAUGACACUUGUUUUAGCGGCAUCCCAUCAAGUCAAAUGGUUUAUGGAAUCAAAGCGUCAAUGCGAGUGUUCUUUGAGGCACACACAUGGUUUACCUUGCGCUCAUGAGAUUGCUCCUUGCAAGAUGGCAAAUAUCCCCCUUCCGAUUGAGUUAAUCCACGACCAUUGGAAGAGGCUUUCUUUGUUUGCACCCCAAAAUGAGGGUUCGAUGGAGGAGACGCUUUUGGCUCACUUUGAUUGUUUUUACAACAAGUUCUUAAGUGAAGAUCAAUAUGAUGUAAAGCUCAAUUAUGUUAAGAAGAUGCAAGAGCUUGCUCAUCCGAAAACCAGUACUCUCCUUGAACCCAAAGUGAAUGCAUAA